This is a messenger RNA of Lactuca virosa, 1342 nucleotides long. Lineage: Eukaryota; Viridiplantae; Streptophyta; Magnoliopsida; Asterales; Asteraceae. The record is from the annotation of a GenBank genome assembly.
AUGAACAGUGUGGUAUAUGUACCACAAAUCAAACUUGAAACCAUAGCAGCAUUAUCCGCCUUCUGCGAGAAAGCCAACACGCAAUCUGCACUUUCAGCUUCUUUUCACUUUAACAAUGUUGAGAUUGUUGAAUCUAAAGCUAAUGCAGGAGUGUUCCCAUCACAAGAUUUUGUGCAUAUCGCCAAUAACCAUUUAAACCUAGGACAACUCUACAAUAGAGAUGAUCUCGAAACAGAUGCUCUAAUGUAUUCUAUCAAACACGAUAUCACAAAUGUCCAAUGUCUAAUGCCUAGACUUAUUCUAGCGAUCAAGCAAGUCGUGCGUCUUAAGGUGGUGAUCAAUGGAGCAGCUAAGGAGAUCGGAAUGGCUGCUGUGUUAGCAGUCACAAAAGCCAGAGGAAUGGAAGUCGCCGGAGCUGUUGAUUCACACCUAGUCGGAGAAGAUAUAGGACUGGUUUGUGGUAUGGAAGAAGCUCUAGAGAUACCUAUAAUUACUGAUCUCACCAUGGUACUAGGUUCCAUAUCUCAGUUAAAAGCGACAUCAGUUGUAGUUGAUUUCACAGAGCCUUCAACAGUUUACGACAAUGUCAAGCAGGCAACAGCAUUUGGCAUGAAUAGUGUGGUAUAUGUACCACGAAUAAAACCUGAAACCAUAGCAGCAUUAUCAGCCUUCUGCGAGAAAGCCAGCAUGGGUUGUCUGGUUGCACCAACAUUGUCAAUAGGAUCGAUAUUACUCCAGCAAGCUGCAAUUUCAGCUUCUUUCCAUUAUAACAAUGUUGAGAUUGUUGAAUCUAAAGCGAAUGCAGGAGUGUUCCCAUCGCAAGAUUCUGUGCAGAUCGCCAAUAACCUUUCCAACCUCGGACAACUCUACAAUAGAGAUGAUCUUGACACCAAUGCUCCAGCAAGAGGACAACGAUUAGGAGAAGAUGGGGUUCGUGUGCAUAGUUUAGUUCUUCCUGGGCUUGUGUCUAGUACAACGGUCUAUUUUUCGGGACCCGGAGAGAUGUAUUCUAUCAAACACGAUAUCACGAAUGUCCAAUGUCUCAUGCCAGGACUUAUUCUAGCGAUCAGACAAGUUGUGCGUCUUAAGAAUCUGGUGUACGGUUUAGAGAAGUUCUUGUAGAAAUAGGUUUCCUAAAUGAACUCCACUUAUUGAUAACAAAAAGAUAUUUCAAAUUCGGAUUUUGAAUUUGUCCAAAUGAUGCGAGAGUAUUUUUUGUUAAAUCCUAAAAAAUGACAUUUUAGGAUGUUACAUUUUAAAUUUUGCUUGACAUAUUGCAAUUAAUAUAAACCAACAGAAUAAAAAAUUUCUUUUUUCUUUUCCUUUUUUAGAUUAAUGUGGC